Molecule: messenger RNA, 5878 nt
Organism: Menidia menidia (Atlantic silverside)
Lineage: Eukaryota; Metazoa; Chordata; Actinopteri; Atheriniformes; Atherinopsidae
Source: the annotation of a GenBank genome assembly
GGGCGGUCCGUGUGCAUCUACUGGGGUUUGUAAAGAAAUUGUUUAUUUAUUUUCUCCAAUAAUUUAACCAAGACAAACAGUAAAAAAUACAUCUUCUUUACUCUCGUAAAUCACGCUCUUCCCUAGCAGUUCGGGUAAGAAUUUCGCGAAGCACCGUGUCCGCUCUCCGAUUCCUGCAGAACGCCGCCCGCGCUGCGCCAUUUUGAAAGUGUAAUGCUGGAAGAGGCUGGAGCGAGGGAAAUCUCAAAGUAGGGUGCAAAGUCUGCAAAGCAGCACUGAAUGUUGCAAGCUAGUUUCUUUGGUUAGGAAGAGCUUUGCGUUGCCUGUAUCAACUGGGCAGUGGACUUUUCGGAGUUAUUGAUCGCACACCCAGCUUCAGUCCUCCCAUCUCCUCGGUCCGAACCUCGCAGCCGACCCGGGUCAGCACUGUUCCAGUCCAGGGCCUGAUCCCGCUCCACAGACCCCGUCUGAGUCCUGCACCAUGGCAGGGCCCGGUGGUGGGAGCAGCGAUGUGCAGUGGUGCUUUUCCCAAGUCAAAGGGGCGAUGGAUGAUGAUGUCGCCGAAGCUGACAUCAUAUCUACUGUUGAAUUCAACCACUCUGGGGAACUACUUGCCACUGGGGACAAGGGGGGUCGCGUUGUCAUAUUUCAGCAGGAGCCAGAGAGCAAGAAUCAACCACAGUGCCGAGGAGAGUACAAUGUUUACAGCACCUUCCAGAGCCACGAGCCUGAGUUUGACUACCUGAAGAGUCUUGAGAUUGAGGAGAAGAUCAACAAGAUCCGGUGGUUACCCCAGAAGAAUGCUGCACAGUUCCUCCUGUCGACAAAUGACAAAACCAUCAAACUGUGGAAAAUUAGUGAGCGUGACAAGAGACCAGAGGGCUACAAUUUGAAGGAAGAAGACGGGCGAUACAGAGAUCCCAAUACCGUCACAGCACUGCGGGUACCAGUAUUCAGGCCCAUGGACUUGAUGGUGGAGGCCAGUCCCAGGCGAGUGUUUGCAAAUGCCCACACCUACCAUAUCAACUCCAUCUCAGUCAACAGUGACUGUGAGACCUACCUGUCGGCGGACGACUUGCGCAUCAACCUCUGGCAUCUGGAGAUCACUGACCGCAGCUUUAAUAUCGUUGACAUAAAGCCGGCGAACAUGGAGGAGUUGACAGAAGUGAUCACAGCUGCAGAGUUCCACCCAAAUCAGUGCAACACGUUUGUCUACAGCAGCAGCAAGGGAACCAUCCGCCUGUGCGACAUGAGGGCAUCGGCACUGUGCGACAGGCACACCAAAUUGUUUGAGGAGCCAGAAGAUCCAAACAACCGUUCAUUCUUUUCUGAAAUAAUCUCAUCCAUCUCGGAUGUGAAGUUCAGCCACAGCGGCCGAUAUAUGAUGACGCGCGACUACCUGUCUGUGAAAAUAUGGGAUCUCAACAUGGAGAGCCGGCCGGUGGAGACCUACCAGGUGCAUGAAUAUCUCAGGAGUAAAUUGUGUUCACUUUAUGAGAACGACUGCAUCUUUGACAAAUUUGAAUGCUGUUGGAAUGGGAACGACAGUGUUGUGAUGACCGGUUCCUACAACAACUUCUUCAGGAUGUUUGACAGAGGCUACCGGCAGGACGUGACCCUCGAGGCCUCUCGGGAAAACAGCAAGCCUCGCUCAGUCCUGAAGCCGCGCAAAAUAAGCACAGGUGGGAAGCGCAAAAAGGACGAGAUCAGUGUAGACAGUCUGGACUUUAACAAGAAGAUCCUCCACACGGCCUGGCAUCCCCUGGACAACAUCAUUGCUGUGGCCACCACCAACAAUCUGUACAUAUUCCAGGAUAAGCUGAACUAGUGUUUCAUCCAUCCUCUCAGAUCCCAGUUUCUGCUUGAUCCCCAUAUCUCUGAUAAACAGGUCCUUUUUUUUUUUUCCUUGGUUCAAUCCCUCAAUCUUAACAACCUAUGUUGCUGGCGUAUGCGAGCAGAACAACUAAUUAAAGAACAGAUGAUGGCGUUACCGCCACACGUCCAGCCAGGCCGCCACAAGCACAGUACAAUGUAUUGCAAACAGAAACAUGAUGGGUUUUUUAUAUCCCAGGUCAGCCUUUGGGAUUUUGCCAUUGUCUUUGGCUUCUUAUUAGGAGCACUGAGCUAACAUUAGCAUCUCCAGUACAUCCCCAACCAAAGGGAAGGUAUUUUUCAUCAUCCCGUUUUGCUAUAGUGGCCUGACUCGUCAUUCAGUCUUUGUAGCUGCCAUCUUUUAAUAGAUUAAGUAGGAUUUUACUUUGACUAGUUUUAUGUCUUUCGGACACCGAGAUCGCUUUCAGAACACCACUAGUAAGAGCCGUCAACACUUCAGUUCACUCCCAGCAACUAUUAAGUUUCUACGUUUUCUCACUUCAUCCUUCCUACUGUACAGUGAGAUCUCACAUUUGAGCUCAGUUAAUCAAUUGGAAAGCAGCUGCUUUCUGACACUCAUGUCUGUGCAGUGAGAAAGAUGGCCCCGUUAGGUCGUCAUGCACCAUCGUUUUGCAUUUUCAGCCAGGCGAGCAAUUGUUGUGAAGCAAAAGUGGGUUGCAGAAAACGGUUUGAAGCACAUUGACCCUUUACAGGUGUGAAAUAUGUUUAAAGAAAUAGUUUUACAUGAACACUCCGGCAAUGACAUCACACUACCCAAACCUUUGAUAUUGCUGUGAUGAGAUGCACCGCUGGUGAAUGGGAGCAGGUGAGAAGCUGACCUUUGCACAGGUUUCUGCAUGUUGAACAAGCUUUUUAUUGAAACAUUACAACUUUCGGCUGUAAAAAAGGUUACCUCUCCCUAGCUCAGGUUUGUGGUCUCCACCGCGGCCCCCCUGCUGCCUGCUGUGUGCCAUCGGUGUGGUACCGACGGCAGCUGAAGCAAGGCUAGGCUCUCAGCAGUUGUUUCACAGUAACGGGGCUAAGACAGUCUUAAGAGAAGGAAAGAAGCUACAUAUUGGCCGAAAAGAAAAUGUUUUGCAGGAAGUUGUGAGGGUGGUGGGGUUUUUUUUUGUUUGUUUUGUUUUUUUCAAAUCUUAUUUACACGAUCGGAUGGAUUCCGCUCAGUGUGCCAAAUUAAUGUAACCAUGUGCCUAUCCCUUAGGUCCGGAUAGAUAGAUUAGUAUCCCAAUCCGUCACUGAGUAUGAACAGGAAAACACGAAGCGGACACAUUUGGAGGCUGUCCGGUUAAAGGAAAGCACUGUAUGUCUGGAUGGGACUUUUCUAACAUCUUAUUAUAAAAGCGAGUUAUCCGAAUUAGCCUUUUGAAUGUGACACAUUGCUGUAUAUUUGACCCCCGGAUUGGCUUUUUUCUGUGCAGAAAUGAUCGACUCGCUGUAACAAUGGAACUUUAACUGUUCUUGAUAGAUCCCAGCAGAUUCUGACUGAGCCAGGCUCAUUAUCUCCUGUGCAGUCAAAACCUGCGAGAUGUUUAUCCGGCUGCACGGUAAUGCAGUCAUGUAGGGAAAUGGCCCACUUUAAUGUACAUGUAAGAUGUCGAUGGAAAAAAGCAUGAACCUGUCAGUGCAGUCCUUUCCACCGGAAGGGGGCUGGCUCACAGACAUAGGUCAGGUAUUCUGGUUUUGGGAGUCACCCGCUGGCUCAUCGUGCCACAGCAACUCGUCCUUUACACCUUGAAGUUAUUUAAAGCCGUCUAACAAAUGUUAUGUUCCUGGUCCAGCCGGUCACCGUUGUGCUUAUGUGAGCGACCACACAGGGCUCAGGAGAAACAUAAAAACGUAUAUAUGUGACAGAGCACAGGGAGGGAAGGAGGCCCCGUUUUGUUGUGCUGUGGUCCGUAGCACUAAAGCAGAGUGCUGCUCCCACACUAAGCUUGUGAUGUUAAUGCAGACUGAUUACUUUACACUCUGGAUAUGGUUUCUGUUUGUAGACUUUUUUUAAAGACGUGACAUUUUGUACUGUACCUGAUAAAUAAUCACUAUAACUGAUUUAUUUUUAUAUAAAUUAAGGCAAUAGGAUUACAGUCUAAUCACUGUAGCUUCUUUAGCUGUCUGUCUGUGACUGACUUUAGAUAGAAGGUUAUGUGAAGUAAAGUAUCUCUUACAUUUGUUUUUUUUGGGGGGGGGGCAUUUAGCUGAUCCUGGCAGGUAUAGAUUUUUGUUGGCAUUAAGAAAGAGUUUCAUUUUUUAUAUGGGUUUUCCAAAGAAGAAUUUUAAGUUGUCAGUACCUCCUGCAAAGCACUAGAACAUUUUAUUUUCUUUUGUCUUUUUGACCACUGAACUUUAAGGUUUUAGGCUUGGAUUCAGAGUUCAUUUGGAUCUUAACGUCCCGUUACAUGUGCCACUGGUUUGCUAAAGAAGAAUUGUGCUCUCUACAAAAGCUUGGGCCUGUAUGGGUCCCCAUUUUGAAAGGCAUUUUCACUAGAUUGUAUUGUCUGAAAAAUGAUAGUCAAAAUUGUUGACUAAACUUUAUUAUUUUUAUUAUUAUUUUUUUCUCUCCUGGGACAUGUAUAUGUCUCCCUUAACACGAUUUGUUAUUUAAAUAGGAGACUCUGAACCAUACAGUGUGCAGUUGAUUGUAUGGAUCCCUGUUGGGGGGUGACAAAAAACAGUUUGUGGCCAGCACUGCUUUGGUCAAAUUAUUUUAUUUGAAAAAGAAAAAAGACAUUUACUGUACAAGACAGAUACAGGUGCCAAAAACGAGUGCUUUCCAUUCAUGUAAGUUGCUUCCAGGUAUAAUCGUUCUCAUUUGAUGUCAUGUCCUGGAGGUGUUGAUGGAACUAAAUUAUAUAUUGUAUGAAAAACAAAGAUGUUUGCCAUGAAGAAAGUGAUAACAGCACAUAAAACUUUCAUUUAAGCUUUUAAAUCAGGGAGCCGUUGGCUCAUCAAACAGUCACUAAAAAUACAAUCACCCGUCAUUACGAUGGUGUUAAACCACUGUCAGUUGUCAAGUCUCUCAGGGCUUUGGGUUAUGUCUUUAAAUUAAAUGCUUUUCUAAACUUUGCCUUUAUUUUAUGUUCCUAUCAUUUUUGGCCGACUUUUUAAGAACUAUUUUUUAAAUGUACAAGUGUGACAGUCAGUUAUGUCAUUUUCCACUUGAUUGAUAUAUGAGCAUUGUAUUUGUUUGUCCCAUUCAGUGGUCAAAGAUCUGAUCAGUCAUCCCCAAAUCAAGAAUCCUGUUCACAUCAUACUGGUACGUCAGCAUAGACACACGUUCUUUUAGGGAUUGCUGAAAACGGGUCACUGACAUUCAUUAAUGACUUAAUAAACAGCUCUGUACUUUUCUCCUCUAUCCCUUCAUACUGUGUGUAUACACUGGCUGUAAGUAAUGGUUUAAAGCACAUAAAUGCUCAGAAGAACCCUGUUGCCUUUUUAACAGUAUUAACAAAAAGUAAGAUAAUCACGUUUCUUAAAGUUUGUGAUACACCAGACAAGAGACAGCUCAGGGGUAUUUAACGCUGCUCUGUGAACUAAACCUUAUACCUUCAAAGACUAGUUUUUCAGGGCUCCAACGGAAACAAAACUUUACAGUAAGAGAGUACUUUUUUUCAUUUUAAAAAAAUCCAGAUAUAUAUAAUGGUUUGACUACUUCACGUUUGUAUCAGAUAAACUUGCCAUAUUUAAUGCAUCAUCAAAUUUCAUGGAAUGUAGCUGCUCUGGAGUUUCUCCAAUCGCAGCACCAUUCAUGUCACAGGAGUUAAAAAACAAAAUGCACUUUUUUUUGUGAAUUUCAUUCAGUUCUAGUCUUUCCUAUUUUAAGGGGCACAUGAAUAAAGAGGUUUGGUGAUCUUUAUGUGGGGGAAAAGUACAAAAGGUUCAUUGUACAGCGAUGUUUCUCAAAUGGAAUAAAGUACAGUUUAGAUCAAAUUAAAUAAAGAAUUUAAGAUCUGGGCUCUGACAAUGUUUUUCUUACUGUCAAGUCUUCUGA